UUAAUUUGAUUUUGUUUUGGAUCCUUUUCUUCCCUCUCUUACAUCUCUCAACCAUUCUUUCUGUGUAUCUAUGUUCUUUCAUGGAAUCCGUACAAUUCACACGGCAUUUUCACCAUUCUCAAUUCCAUUUUAUGAACAAACAAUCUCCCAAACUCAAAUCCAAAAUUUCCUUCAGGACCUUUUGUGUUUCUUCUUCUCAUUCUGCUUCUUCUUCCACUCUCACCAAAACCCAGAAUCUGAGUGAUUCUGCAACCGUAGUUCCUGAAAAAAAGCGCAGGGCUAAGGCUUCUAAUACCCAAUUCAAAGAGAAUUGGUUGGCUUCACUCUCUUACCCUUUUCCAGAAAAGACCCAUCUUUUGAAUUGUGAGCAUGACCCGACCCAACAAAAUGACGGGUCCAAAUGGGUCCUUGGAAUUGACCCAGAUGUCUCUGGUGCAGUUGCACUGUUGAAAACGAACGGUUCCGUUUGUUCAGCUCAGGUAUUUGACUCUCCUCAUGUGAAAAUACUUAUUGGCCAGAAAAAUAGGACCCGCAGGCGCUUAGAUGCCAAGUCUGCUGUCCAGUUGGUUCGUAGUUUUGAUGCUCCAAUUGGAACCACUGCGUAUAUAGAGCAGUCGCUCCCUUUUCCACAAGAUGGGAAACAGGGCUGGUGGAGUGGAGGAUUUGGAUAUGGGCUAUGGAUUGGCAUCUUAGUUGCCUCAGGGUUUUCUGUUAUUCCAGUGCCAUCUUUCACUUGGAAAGCGAAAUUUGAACUCUCUGGAAGCAUGACUUCUAAGGAUGAUAGCAGGAGACUGGCAUCCACAUUAUUUCCAUCACUGACUUCCAUGUUAAGUAGGAAAAAAGAUCAUGGAAGGGCAGAGGCUUUACUAAUUGCAGCAUAUGGUCAAGAUCAAAGCAAAAGCUUGGAACCAUCUUGUUGUGACAAUGUUCACAAUUUUGAAACAUGAAAAUUAGCAUCUGUAAUUUGACUACCAUCUGUAAUUUUGGCUAAAAUAGUAUUGUAAACUUUUUGUUUGCUGUCUUA
Messenger RNA from Vigna angularis (adzuki bean), 1024 nucleotides. RefSeq names its product Holliday junction resolvase MOC1, chloroplastic. The record is from RefSeq and is a predicted model, not a curated record. Gene Ontology annotation, molecular function: crossover junction DNA endonuclease activity. The transcript is spliced from 6 exons. The coding region runs from base 81 to 947 and encodes 288 amino acids. NCBI's taxonomy places the organism in Eukaryota, Viridiplantae, Streptophyta, Magnoliopsida, Fabales, Fabaceae.